UUUCCUUUAACUUCUUUCCUGUAUACACCGUUGCCACACAAAAUUGGUCGAAUACUGAACUGAACUGAACUGAGCAUAAUCUUAUCGUUGAGCUCGACAAUGGAGACCUGGUUCAUCAUCAUCGUCUCCCUCUGUGUCGCAGCCCUCCUUAACCUUCUCGUCUUCAAGAAAUCCUCAGGAAACAAGCAGCUCCCUCCCGGACCCCUCAACAUCCCCAUCAUCGGCAACUUCUUUUUGCUUCGCAAGUCCUUCUCCGAGCUCGAGCCCAUACUCCGCAACCUCCACACCAGGUAUGGCCCCAUCGUUACUCUGCAUAUCGGCUCCCGUCCGGCUAUCUUCGUCGCCAACCGCUCCAUCGCCCACCAAGCCCUCGUCCAGAAUGGCGCCGUCUUCGCUGAUCGCCCCCCUGCCCUCCCCACUGGCAAGAUCAUCUCCAGCAACCAGUGCAACAUCAGCUCCUCCUUCUACGGACCAACGUGGCGACUUUUCCGCCGAAACCUCACCUCCGAGAUUCUCCACCCUUCGCGUGUCAAGUCCUACUCUCGCGCGCGCAAGUGGGUAUUGGACAUCCUUCUCAACCGCCUUGAAUCUCACUCCACGACCGAAUCCGGCGUAGUUAACCCCGUCCGCCUGAUUGACCACUUCCAAUACGCUAUGUUUUGUCUGCUGGUUCUGAUGUGUUUCGGGGACAAGCUCCUCGAGACCCAGAUCAAAGAAAUCGAAGCCAUCCAGCGUCGCCUGCUUUUGAGCUUUGGUCGCUUUAACAUGCUCAAUUUCUGGCCGAGGCUUGGAAAGAUACUAUUCCGCAAGCGUUGGGAAGAGUUGUUCAGCCUUCGGAGAGACCAGAAUGCUAUACUAGGGCCUUUGAUAGAAGCGAGGAAGAGAGUGAAGCAAGAAAGGCUAAGCAAGGCAAAAGAGGACGCCCCCCUAGAAGAUAAUGGUGAUGAUGAGUUUGUGGUGUCGUACGUGGAUACGUUGUUGGAUUUGGAGUUGCCGGAGGGGAAGAGGAAGCUUACUGUGGAGGAAAUGGUCAGCUUGUGCUCGGAGUUUCUCAACGCGGGCACGGAUACAACGUCCACGGCGUUACAGUGGAUCAUGGCAAAUUUGGUGAAAUACCCCCAUGUCCAAGAGAAGCUUUGGGCAGAGAUCAAAGGGGUCGUUGGAGGGCAUGCAGAAAAGGAGGUGAAGGAAGAGGAUUUGCACAAGAUGCUGUAUUUGAAGGCAGUGGUUUUGGAGGGUUUAAGGCGUCACCCACCAGGGCACUUCGUGUUGCCACAUGCUGUGACGGAGGAUUUCGUGUUGGAAGGCUACUCGGUGCCCAAGAAUGCCACUUUGAAUUUCAUGGUGGCAGAGAUGGGCUGGGACCCGAAGGUGUGGGAAGAUCCCAUGGCGUUCAGGCCAGAGAGAUUCUUGAGAGGUAGUGAUGGAGGAGGAGGGGAAGUGUUUGAUAUAACGGGAAGCAGGGAGAUUACGAUGAUGCCGUUUGGGGCUGGGAGGAGGAUCUGUCCUGGCUCUGGUUUGGCAAUGCUUCAUUUGGAGUACUUUGUUGCCAAUUUAGUAUGGAAUUUUGAGUGGAAGGCUGUGGAUGGUGAUGAUGUUGAUUUGUCAGAGAAGCAGGAGUUCACUAUGGUGAUGAAGGAUCCAUUGAAGGCCAAUCUAUCUCCCAGAUUGUGAAUGGAUAGCCUUACUUUUCUUUUCCUUUUUUUGAUAAGUAAUAGCUUUACUUUUCUUAUAUUAUAAACGUGAACACUCGAUGAAUCUGUAGUUAAGAUAUCAAUGUAAUUGUAGGCUCUUGCUCUGCUAUUUACUGGA
Juglans microcarpa x Juglans regia is the source of this 1812-nucleotide messenger RNA. Its product is annotated as cytochrome P450 89A2-like. The transcript has a single exon. The record is from RefSeq and is a predicted model, not a curated record. Lineage: Eukaryota; Viridiplantae; Streptophyta; Magnoliopsida; Fagales; Juglandaceae. Gene Ontology annotation, cellular component: membrane. The coding region runs from base 100 to 1674 and encodes 524 amino acids. Gene Ontology annotation, molecular function: heme binding; oxidoreductase activity, acting on paired donors, with incorporation or reduction of molecular oxygen, NAD(P)H as one donor, and incorporation of one atom of oxygen; iron ion binding.